Molecule: messenger RNA, 735 nt
Organism: Miscanthus lutarioriparius
Lineage: Eukaryota; Viridiplantae; Streptophyta; Magnoliopsida; Poales; Poaceae
Source: the annotation of a GenBank genome assembly
AUGCAUCUAUGGUUCAAACAUUUUCAGAGUCGAUCAGCACCACCACAGUUGAGAUGCGAGGUACCUGGGAGGUUUACCAAUGUACGAGUUGAAGACGUCGACGGAGCCGCGGUAGGAGGUGGUGAGGAGGACGCUGACGACGUGGUCGCCGGCGAGGUGCCGAGGAGGACGCCGACAACACGUUUGCGGGUGUCGCCGGCGAAGGCGGCAGCGCCCCGACGGCAGGGCCCUAUGCCGGCGAUUGCCGUGGAUGUUCCGAUGACGAUGACGAUGACGACUGGCGGCCGCUGGACGUGGGGCGCGAUCAAUGUGGAGCGUCGGCGGCCGGCCGGGCGUGGUGGCUCGGUGGUAGGGGAACGACUGAGGGGAGCAGGGGGCCGAUGCGACCGGCUGGGCUUGUCAGCGAGCAGCCGCGACCUUGCUGGCGGCUGGGGUCGUCAGCGGGCAGCCACGGAUCGCAUGAGGAAGGGAGCAGGAUUGCUGGUGGCUGGGCUCGUCAGCAGGAGGUGGGAGAAGGGAAAGGCAUCGAGCAGCAGCCUGGCUCCUUCCUGCUGUGAGGCGUCGUGGGGGAGUUGUGGUCCCCCACGGUGGUCGGCGGCUUGCAGAGGGCCGGGGUGUCACGGAGGGGAGGGGAGCGAUGCCGUGGAGGGGAGUGGAGCGACGAGUCGCGGGGCCGGGGUAUCGUGCGCUCCUGCGCUGUCACAGAGGAGACCGAGGCAGCCACGGAUCGUAUGA